Molecule: messenger RNA, 1930 nt
Organism: Prunus dulcis (almond)
Lineage: Eukaryota; Viridiplantae; Streptophyta; Magnoliopsida; Rosales; Rosaceae
Product: protein OVEREXPRESSOR OF CATIONIC PEROXIDASE 3-like
Exons: 5
Coding region: 168-1259 (363 amino acids)
Biological process (GO): regulation of transcription by RNA polymerase II
Cellular component (GO): nucleus
Molecular function (GO): DNA-binding transcription factor activity, RNA polymerase II-specific; DNA binding
Source: RefSeq, a predicted model, not a curated record
CAGACUAAGAGUAGUAGAUAAACCUGAACCGUGAGGCAGAAAGGCGGCGCCUUUUCGUUUUUUCCUCAUCGGCGUUUGAGCGGAAGCGGUGCGGCCUGGUGACCUUUAAAACGGCACCGUUUGGGAACACAGGCAUUUCUAUCUCAUCUUCCUAACAUUGAGAGCAAAUGGCUUUUGCUUCUGCGCUUAACACUCCCAAGGGCCUUCACUGUUUAACGUUGCCGUCUUCCCGCAACGAACGGCCACCCACUAAUCUGAUACUGCCACGUCAAUUUCCGGCUCGGUUCUCGUCGACACUGGCCUUGGCCCGCCGUCGAAACCAACGCACUGAAUUGGCGUCGUCUAAGCCGAAGAUAAAUAAGAAAAUCUUGGCGAAAAAGGAAGUGAAGGACGAGGAGGAGGAGGAUGUGGAUGAGGAUGCUAUAGAUGCACUGUUUAGGCUGCUGGAGGAAGACCUUAAAAACGACGACGAAUCGUUAGACGACGAAGAUUUAACAGAAGAAGAGCUUGCUAAGCUCGAACAAGAAGUAGCAGAGGCACUGGGGAUUGUUGAUGAUGAGGAGGACGAGGAUGAGGACGAGGAAGAUGAUGAUGAUGAUGACGAGGACGACAAGGAUGAUGAUGAUGACGUUGUUAUUGAGAUCGAUGCUCAAGAAGAAGAAGUAGAUGAUGAUGACGAUGAUGAAGAGGAGGAGGAGGAGGAGGAAGAGGAAAGCCCUGUGAAGCUUAAGACUUGGCAGCUUCGGAGAUUGGCUGCUGCUUUAAAAGUUGGUCGCCGCAAAACCAGCAUAAAAAUUCUUGCAGCUGAGCUUUGUCUCGACAGGCCAGUUGUUCUCGAAUUGCUUCGCAACCCCCCUCCAAGUCUUUUGAUGAUGUGUGCUGCUUUACCUGAUGAACCAGCUCCAACAAUAUCUGUGUCCCAAACGAUGCCUGUAGAAACUGUUGUGGAAACAACUGUAGAAACUGUGGUGGAAACAACUACAGAGUCUUCGGAGGUUGAAACUACAGUGAACAAACCUAUUCAUGUUAUGCAACAAAAGUUUUCUGCUCAAAAAAGAAUGAAGAAAGCGCAUGUUGAAACCCUUGAAAGUGUUUAUAGAAAAACAAAGCGGCCCACUAAUGCAAUGAUCAGCAGCAUAGUGCAUGUGACAAACCUGCCCCGCAAAAGAGUUGUGAAAUGGUUUGAAGACAAACGUUCUGAGGAUGGUGUUACUGACUCUCGACUUCCAUAUCGACGGCCUGCCCCUAAUACUGCCUAGUAAACCAAUGUGUAAAACAGGGAGAGGUACAGAACAAGGGAGAGAACUUUGAUUUGUACUGAAAGACAAUAAAGAUGCCAUCCCCUUACCUCUUUCUCGUUCUUCUCCCUUUGGCAUUUUCCCUCUUCCUGGUAUGUAUAUAAUCAACCUAAUCACCCAGAUUAGAAUUAUCACAAUUUCUGCCCAAAGCCAGCUAUCAUCACAACUGGUUGAGACUCGAGAGACCUCAUGGCGACGUUAGCAAGGUCGGCAUCCACAUUUAGGCGGCAAGGCUCGUCGGGCUUAAUAUGGGACGAUAACUUGAUGCUGCAAAGAGAGGAAGGCAGGGCAGAGUUUAGGGAGCUAAGGCCAUGCCAGAGUGCCAAACCCAUUGGCCUCAAGGCUUAUAGCAGCUCAAAUGGAGCACUCGCGAUUUGCCCUCGCAGCUCUUCUUCCUCAGCCAAGAAGAACCCACAUUCCCUCAAAUCCAAAUUCUUGAAAAUGUUUCGAGCUCUUUUUCGAAAAUAAACCACUGCCCGGAAAUCCAAUGCAUGAGAGGACAGGGCAUGAUUUAAUGUCUUCUAAGCACAUAAGUAUACAGUAUUAUAGUAUUUCAACAUUUCGAUGAAAUUCUUGUAGCUUGGAACAUUGUGUUCCAACAAAACACUUUCUUGUAAUUGUUUUAUUAUGAA